AACCCAUCCUCUACUUUGGUGGCGUCGAGUACCCUGUGGACGAGAGCAUAGGCUCUGUGGACGUGCGGGUGUGGAGAGCCGGCACUGACCUGUCCCAGGCUUCUAGCGUCACCGUGAGGUCUCAGAAGACAGAGCCUCCCUCUGCCGAUGCUGGAACAGACUAUGUGGGAAUCAGUCGUAAUUUAGAUUUUGCACCUGGAGUCAACAUGCAGACUGUUCGUGUUAUCGUUCUGGAUGAUCUUGGACAACCGGUGCUGGAGGGAAUUGAGAAAUUUGAACUUGUGCUUCGAAUGCCUAUGAAUGCUGCCCUUGGUGAUCCCAGCAAAGCCACGGUGGCCAUAAACGAUUCUGUCUCAGAUUUGCCCAAGAUGCAGUUCAAAGAACGAGUAUACACUGGCAAUGAAAAUGAUGGGCAGAUAGUUGUCAUGAUCCACAGGAGUGGAGACAUCCAGUACAGGUCUUCGGUGAGAUGCUAUACGCGACAGGGGUCUGCACAAGUGAUGAUGGACUUUGAAGAACGCCCAAACACUGAUAUCUCCACCAUCACCUUCCUCCCUGGUGAGACUGAAAAGCCUUGUAUCCUUGAGCUGAUGGAUGACGUACUAUACGAAGAGAUAGAGGAGCUCCGUCUGGUUCUUGGCACUCCACAAAGCAACUCCCCUUUUGGAGCUGUGGUUGGUGAACAAAAUGAAACUCUGAUAAGGAUCAGAGAUGAUGCUGAUAAGACAAUUAUUAAAUUUGGAGAAACCAAAUUUAGCGUCAGUGAACCCAAAGAACCAGGACAGUCGGUGGUUAUAAAAAUUCCAGUGAUUCGCCAAGGAGACACUUCAAAGGUUUCCGUUGUGAGGGUUCACACCAAGGACGGUUCAGCCACGUCUGGAAAGGACUAUCACCCUGUGUCGGAAGAAAUUGAGUUUAAGGAGGGAGAAAUCCAGCACAUUGUUGAAAUUGAAGUAAUAUUCGAUGGGGUAAGAGAGAUGAGAGAGGCCUUCACUGUCCACCUAAAACCCGAUGAAAAUAUGAUAGCAGAGACGCAG
Molecule: messenger RNA, 1037 nt
Organism: Lipotes vexillifer (Yangtze River dolphin)
Lineage: Eukaryota; Metazoa; Chordata; Mammalia; Artiodactyla; Lipotidae
Product: FRAS1-related extracellular matrix protein 2-like
Exons: 6
Biological process (GO): anatomical structure morphogenesis; cell communication
Cellular component (GO): membrane
Source: RefSeq, a predicted model, not a curated record